Messenger RNA from Aureobasidium vineae, 576 nucleotides. The record is from the annotation of a GenBank genome assembly. NCBI's taxonomy places the organism in Eukaryota, Fungi, Ascomycota, Dothideomycetes, Dothideales, Saccotheciaceae.
AUGGCCAACGCUCCUUCAGCAACUCGUCCUCACACCAACCAACCGCGAACCAACGGCGUAGCCAGAACGAACGGUGCCCCUCGUGCGAACGGAGCAGCUCGAACAAACGGUACAGCCGCUGGAAGAGCAGGCGCAGUUCGUCCGGCAGCCAGAGCAAACAGUGUUUCUUCUCAGGGAGACACACCUGUGAACGGAGUUGGUUCAGCAUACGCUAUCAUGGCCAACCGAAUCGCAAACCGUGUCGCUGAGAUGGCCGAGAGCAUCACAUUCGUUGAGAGACCCAAGCCGCAACAAAACGGACAAGUCUUCAAUGAGGACCCGGCCGAGAAGAAGCGCCCUCGCAAGCUCGAAAUGCGCCUCGACACCGGAAACGAUGUCAGCUUCAGCGCACCUUUCCUCGACAACACACUCCAGAAGAUGCUCGCACUUCAAAACCGCAUGCUCAAGAGCACAGCAGAUUUGUCGAAACAAGAGGGCGUUGACGAGAAGAUCGUUAGAGAAUCAGCCGCCCAGAGCGCAGAACUGAGUCGUAUCAUUGCCCUCAUCUGUGCGGAGAAGGCGCGUCAAGGAGCUUAG